Morchella importuna is the source of this 1848-nucleotide messenger RNA. RefSeq lists its product as uncharacterized. The record is from RefSeq and is a predicted model, not a curated record. The transcript has 4 exons. NCBI's taxonomy places the organism in Eukaryota, Fungi, Ascomycota, Pezizomycetes, Pezizales, Morchellaceae. Bases 1 to 1848 code for a protein of 615 amino acids. Gene Ontology annotation, biological process: attachment of GPI anchor to protein. Gene Ontology annotation, cellular component: GPI-anchor transamidase complex; membrane.
AUGGCCGCCUCACUCAGCAGUUCUCUCCGGAGCACUCGGAUCCUAAAGCUACUUCCCGUCCUCUCAUCGUUCUGUAUUCUCGUCGGCGUUGUUUGGCUCCUCUUACUCCCGCUCGAGGACUACUCGCGCAAAACGUACAUAUCCGAGAAUGCGUUAUUACCUGGACAGGUGCACACAUAUUUUGGUGGGAGCGAACAGAACGUGUUUAGAGCAUACCGAAAUGAGGUCGGGGCGUUGGGGGCGAACUCCUCGUCAGGCGGGGAGAUGGCGCGGGUGAUCGGGAAGAUUUUUGAGGCGUCGGGAUUGAAAGUUGGGAGGCAAAAGUACAGUUACACUGCUGCUGGAGAAGAGAUUCACGGAGAGAACGUGUAUGCUGUCCUCCAGGCACCUAGGGGUGAUGCUACUGAGGCGCUGGUGCUGUGUGCCGGGUGGUUGAACAUGGACGGGCAAUUGAACGAAAGCGGUGUUGCUUUGGUUCUUACCUUAGCCCGUUAUCUUAAGAGAUGGUCCCUUUGGUCGAAGGAUAUUAUAUUCUUGAUUACCUCGGACUCCCGAGCGGGCCCUCAAGCCUGGGUUGACGCCUACCAUGAUCUCCAUGAUCCCCCAUCUGUCGCAUCAUUGCCGCUCAAGUCGGGCGCAAUCCAGGGAGUCGUCGUGGUCGACUACCCGUCAGUGCGCUCUUUCGAAUCACUCCAUAUAGUAUACGAUGGAAUCAAUGGCCAGCUUCCAAAUCUGGACCUCAUCAAUACAGCGGUUAGAAUAGCAUCAGGCCAGAUGGGUGUUCGCACUACCCUUCAAGAGAUGUGGCACCAUAAUGAUAAGUACCAAGACCGCCUGCGCACCAUGCUACGCGGAAUGGUAAAUCAAGGGCUCGGGCACGCAUCCGGUCCUCAUAGUUCCUUUAUUCCGUACCAUAUCGAUGCUAUAACACUUCAAGCAUACGGUGAAGGCCGCCAUGACGAAGUUACACUUGGGAGAACUGUAGAGAGUCUUUUCAGAAGUUUAAAUAAUCUUCUUGAACACUUUCACCAGAGCUUCUUCUUCUACUUGUUAAUGGCCAAUCGUGUGUUUGUAAGUAUUGGAACAUAUCUACCUAGUGCUAUGUUAGUUGCUGUCAACUUUACAUUUGCGGCGAUCGGGCUCUGGGUUGAGAGUGGAAAGAAAAAGACAAAAACGGCGCCGCUAGUAGCCAAAGCAGAGAAAGAUGACGAAAAGGAAAUUUCCCAGAGACUAUCUGAAGCUGUACCUUUGCCCACCCAGACCAGCGAGGAGAGACCGAUGCUCCUGCCAUUGGCCUUCGUGAUAAUUGUUCACUCAUUGGGAUUCAUUCCCUUAUAUAUCUUCAAUCAACUAGACGAAAAGUAUCUGACUCCCGUCUUCUAUGCCUUUGGCGCCCUCAACGUCCUUCUCCCCCCCGUAAUCUCUACCCUCCUUGCUUUAACCUUCACUGUAACUACCGUGCACUUCAAACUCAUCAAAUGUUUCUCCCUCCUCACCCUGGGAAUGUUCCUCUCUGCCCUCGCUACGCUGAACUUCUCAUUAUCCUUCCUCAUUGGCCUGUUUGCAGUACCAUUUACGUUCAUCCGCCCAUUUCCCGAAAAGAAGUGGACGGCUGGAGUGUUGAGUAUGUUCUUGCUACAAGGGCUGACGCCGACAUCGGCGUUGGUGGGCGUGGCGUAUUAUUGGGGCGAACCAUUGGGUGGUAUAUUGAAGGAGGCCGCGUUUGGAUGGCAGGUGUGGGGUAUGUGGACGCAGGUUGUCGUAUGGUGUGUUUGGUGGCCGGCAUGGGUGACUACAGGUGUUCUGGCGGCGGCCAGCUGGAACCUGGGCAACGAGGAGGUUUGGUAA